UGUAUAAAAAUAAGACUUCAACCAAUCAGCUCAUCAGCAUAUACGGUCCGUCAGGUGGUGACAAAAUGAAAUAAAACCCCAGAAAAACGAAGUGACGAGAUUAGUUUGCGGGGAGUACUUCUAGUCAUGUACCCAACACUUGGAGUUCUAAGGUUGUUUUCUCUAAUCAGAAAGCUUGACUUGGAAAAUUUGCUGAUCGGCUAUCAACGUGUGGAGACACUUAAAACAUUUUCUGGACAAACCAUCUUGGUCAAACGUUGAAUUUGUUCGAAGGCAAAGGCUUCCAUGCGCAAUCGAGACAGUGACAUCAGCAUUGCAGAACAAUGUUCACAGACAAGAUGUGGUCGUACAUCUCAGGAUCAAAAACGGAAGACAGUGACAAAGAGAUUUCCAUGUCUACACUUGGACGGAACAUGGAAGUCGGCAUGCUGUACGAUUGCUGCACGGACCGUCCAAUAUUAGGGGAGUUUCCCUGGAGUAGAGAGGAGCUGAAAGUAGCCGAAUUAAGUGAACCCUCAACAAGCUUAGUCUUUAUCAUGGAGGACGAAGCAAAUGAUACUAAAAAGGUGAAUUAUUUUGAAGCAGAUGCUUCCCUUCAGGCUAGCAUUUUAUCAGGACUUGUUACUUUGGGCGGCGCAGCUAAAUACUUAAAUGACAGCACCAAAAUGUCAAAUUUGCGCAGGCGUGUUGUGACGUUGCACUACGAGAUAACCACCAAACAAACAAAAAUAUCAAUCACAGAUUUAACGUCACCUAAUGUGCGCAACCCCAAUGCAACACACGUAGUAACAAGUGUUACUUAUGGUGUCACUGUGUUCCUUGUCUUUUAUGAGGAAUCUGCAAUCACGAAAGACAGCCAUAAAAACAAUCUCAGUUUGAAGGCAAAUUUGAAAGUUGCAAUCGCUGAGGGAAUUGGAAACGAGGCGUCUGUAGAGAGUGCCAAAAAUGAGAGAGCAAAUUUAGCCGAUAGGCAGUUCGGCUGUACGCUGUACGGGGAUUUCACUUCAGAACUUCAUCCAUCAAAUUAUAAGCAGGCUUUAAAGUUCUGUCGCGAGCUGCCUAAACUAUGCGAAACAAAUCCAGUUUCAGUUCGGGUAACUGUCACUCCCCUAUCUUUUUUCCAGGGCAAACACACUUCAGUCUUCAAAGAAAUUGAUCAUAACUUGUUGUCAGAAUUCGUUAACAACAUGAGUGAGCUUGAACGGAUGAGUGAAAAAUGCCAAACCCUUAUGCAGCACACGGCAUGCGAACAAUUCCCGAGUUACAGCAAGCUCAUUCAUAAGUACUAUCAGCAGAUCGUUUGGUUCACAGAAACAUUCAAAAAAAGCGUGGCGCGAAUCCUUCCUGAAAUCAGACGCAGCGGUGAUGACAAAACACUGCAAGAUGUAGUUACGAGCAAGUCUCCGUUUACGUAUGAUUUAUUGAAUUGUUGGAUAAACUGCAGAGAGAAAGAGUUACGGGAUUUGGAAGGUUUGCUGGAAAACCUACCAGGAAUAAAGGUCAUUGAAACACUGGAGGAGUUUAAGUAUGCAAUAAAUGACCCCGAGAAAGAAAACGUAGUAUGCUUUGCACUCCCUCCUAUCCUUUCUACAGCAGAAACAUACCUCAAUACACUCAAGAGUUACAGGAAAAACCCUUGUCAUGUCGAUCACAACUCGCAAGACAAUACUGAUCAUGUCGAUCACAACUUAAUUGACAAUACUGAUCAUGUCGAUCACUUGCAAGACAAUAAUGAUCAAGUCGAUAACGAAUCGCUAGAUAGUACUGAUCAUGUCGAUCACAACUUGCAAGACAAUAAUGAUCAAGUCGAUAACGAAUCGCUAGAUAGUACUGAUCAGGUCUAUUACGACUCAAAUGACAAUACUGAUCAUGAUGUCGAUUCACUUUUGCAAGGUAAUACUGAUCAAGUCGACAACAACUUCCAAGACAAAGGUUUUGGUUGGUUCGCAUUGGAUUUCAAAAGAAACGCUUUCGGGUUUUAUAAUGAAAACCGCGGAGUACAAAAUAAUAAAACAUCUUUCGUGGUCACAAGCUUCAAACACAAGGACGUUGAGACACACAAGAAUGGAUCUGUCUUAUUGUUUAGCGGUGGGAAAUGCAAGACAGAGCACUUUACACCACCAGGGGGACCAGUGAUUUUAAACUAUGGGGCUAAGGGGGAGUACUUCAAAUUCUCUCUGUCUUGGGAAAACGCUGAACCAUCAGAAUACAAAAUAAAAGGAUACAAAGUAACAUACACAAGUACAUCCUCCAAUGAAGGUGAGACCAAAGAAGAACAAUAUGGGGAAGAAUUCACAACAAAGACAAGACACACCAUUUAUGGUUUAUCAAGAAACACAACCUAUGAGUUCCAAGUGUUCACCGUUUAUCCAGCUUGGACUAGCAUGGGGAGUGAAAAACUCUUGUACUCAACAAAGAGCAAUUUGGUGUGCACUGUGAUGUAAUUAAGGGGCCCAAUCGGAACAAUCAAACAACCCUUCUCAACUGAGAUGAAAAACACACUUAAAGGCAGUGGACACUAUUGGUAAUUGUCAAAGACUAGCCUUCACAUUUUGGUGUAUCUCAACAUA
Messenger RNA from Asterias rubens (European starfish), 2570 nucleotides. Its product is annotated as stonustoxin subunit beta-like. Bases 324 to 2444 code for a protein of 706 amino acids. Gene Ontology annotation, molecular function: protein binding. The transcript is spliced from 4 exons. The record is from RefSeq and is a predicted model, not a curated record. NCBI's taxonomy places the organism in Eukaryota, Metazoa, Echinodermata, Asteroidea, Forcipulatida, Asteriidae.